UUUGGUCGUCUUGAAGACGUGAUUCGGGACAUCCUGAUCCCAGCUCUGACAGGCCACGCGCCACCGUCUUCUCAGGAGCGUGCACUGCUGGCCUUCCCAUGUCGCCAUGGUGGUCUUGGCAUCACCGACCCGACAUCUAUGGGCGGCAACUACCGCAAUUCACGCAAGAUCACGACAUCCCUGUGGGAGAAACUAAUCGCCCAAGAUUCCUCCCUAGAUGGCACCGCGGCGCAAGUUCUCCGCAUGAAGGCAGAGGUACGUACGACUUUGCGAACCAACCUCCUGGCAGCCGUGAAGUCUUUCAAGGAUGGUGCUGGAGCAGAGCUUGAGCUGCAAUUGACCCUAGCUUCGGAGAAGGGGGCCUCCAGCUGGCUGACUUGCCGCCCUCUAGCCAUCCAUGGAUUUCGUUUGUCCAAGGCGGAGUUUCGCGAUGCCCUCUGUCUCCGGUACGGGUGGACACCAGCACGCCUGCCAUCAGGAUGCGUCUGUGGCCACGGUAACUUUGACGUCACCCAUGCCUUGUCCUGCAGUACUGGGGGAUUCCCCAGUAUUCGACACAAUGAAAUUCGAGACCUCACGGCUGAUGUUCUGCGUCAGGUCACGCAUGGUGUGUGCACAGAACCGAUGCUGCAGCCAGUCACCGGAGAGAAAUUCCGGCUUCUGUCCACAACGACCGCUGAUCAGGCUCGUCUUGAUGUUGCCGCCAACGGAAUCUGGGGUGGCCGAUUUGAGCGCACCUUUCUUGAUAUAAGGGUUUUCAACCCCUACGCUGCCUCAAAUCGCGCUGCCUCAGUUUCCUCAGUGUAUGCACGUCAUGAAAAGGAGAAACGCCGGAGAUAUGAGCAGCGUCUGCUUGAGGUUGACCGCGCCACGUUCGUGCCAGUAGUGCUGUCAGCCACUGGUGGCACUAGCAAGUGUGCAUCGGCCCUGUUCAAGCGUCUUGCCAGCAUGCUAUCUGACAAGCUGAAGGAGCCGUACUCCGUGACGAUGGCAUGGCUUCGCUGCAAGCUAAGCUUUGCAUUAGUCCGAGCUAGCGUGAUGUGCCUUCGUGGGGCAAGAUCAUCCGCACACCGUGUCACCAGGGACCCCGCGUCUGUAGUGGUAGCCGAGGCACGUGUUUCCUUGCAGGACUGUUGAACUAAAGUCAGACAUGUACAUUUUUGUCUAGAGGUCUAGUCAUGUACUUGUCAUGAUUCUUUUCUAUUUUAUUCUUUUUACCAGGCGUGGGCCAUCCCCUGGAUUAUCAAAAUGGGUGCCUUAUUAUUUUCUUUUUUUCUUUUUCUUUUUCUGUUUAUUCUUUUUACCAGGCGUGGGCCAUCCCCUGGACUAUCAAAAUGGGUGCCUUAUUA
Messenger RNA from Sycon ciliatum, 1349 nucleotides. RefSeq lists its product as uncharacterized. The transcript has a single exon. The coding region runs from base 139 to 1137 and encodes 332 amino acids. Lineage: Eukaryota; Metazoa; Porifera; Calcarea; Leucosolenida; Sycettidae. The record is from RefSeq and is a predicted model, not a curated record.